AUGGGUUAUGGUUAUGAAAUUGCGCCGCCCGCUCUUUCCAGAAUAAUCGUCUUGGAAGGAUGAGCCGCAAGAGAGAGAAACCCUACCACUCUCGCCACGCUCUAUCUUCUAUCGCAAAACGACGUCGUCCUUCACUUCCCGAGUUACCUGACUCCGCCUCCCGCGAUGCGCCCGCCACCAAGCACUCCUCCCCGGCGGCCGUGCUCGUUAUCGGCCUCUCUCCAGAGUGUUCCGUCCUCGACCUGAAGUCCCGGUUCGAGAUCUACGGCUGCAUCUCCCGCAUCCGCAUCGACCGCGACGGAGUCGGCUACAUCACCUUCCGCUCCAAGGACUCUGCCGACGCCGCCAUCACCGCCUCUCAAGACCCUUCCUUCGGCAUAACCAUUGAUUCCAAAAGAGUACAGGUCUUAUUGGCGAAAGAUCCGAAUUCAGCAGUCGGGUUUGGUUCGAACAAGGACAAUGGGUCCUCAUCGAAGCUCUUGCGGGCUGAGGUGCCUCUGAGCAGGCAUGGAAGAAGUAAUAAGCUUGUUUCAAGUAGUGCGAAGCCCAAGACCGAUCCAAUUUCAGGUUUAGAUGUGGCUUUUAAAGGAAGAGAAAUGGUUGCUUAUGAUGAUAUUCUGUAGCCUUCGAACCGGUGACUUUGGGGCGUUUGAGUUACAGUUUAGUUCCGUAGUCGACGAUGCCGAGGAUGCCUUUGAUUGCUGCUUUUAGUUUUUGUUAAAUGUAUCGAUUGUGAAGCCGUGUACGGAAUAUUCGAAUAAUUAUCGAUGUGCAUUUCUUUAACAGCCCCAAAUCAUUCCUCCUGGAACCCUAAUUUGAUAGAUUACUGGUUGUCCCCUU
Messenger RNA from Vitis riparia (riverbank grape), 840 nucleotides. RefSeq lists its product as uncharacterized. Gene Ontology annotation, molecular function: mRNA binding. The record is from RefSeq and is a predicted model, not a curated record. The transcript is spliced from 2 exons. NCBI's taxonomy places the organism in Eukaryota, Viridiplantae, Streptophyta, Magnoliopsida, Vitales, Vitaceae. Bases 60 to 623 code for a protein of 187 amino acids.